UAUAUAUAUAUAUAUAGUUGUUAUCACAUGUCUCUCUAGUUUUCCUUUUCCUGUUCUGUUAAAUCACCAGCAUACUAGCAAGAAUAUGUGGAAGCUUAAGAUUGCUGAAGGUGGGGGGCCGUACAUAUACAGCACCAACAACUACGUCGGUAGACAAAUAUGGGAGUAUGACUCUAAUGCCGGCACACCGGAAGAACGAGUAGCGAUUGAAAAAGCCCGUCAAGACUUCACAAAAAACCGGCGGAAUGGUUUCCAUAAUGUCUGUGGUGAUUUGUUGAUGAGAAUGCAGAUGAUCAAAGAAAGUGGGAUUGAUGUGUUGAGUAUCCCUCCGACAAGACUAGGAGAGGAAGAAGAAGUGAAUUACGAGGCUGUCACAACAGCUGUUAGGAAAGCCGUACGAUUGAACUGUGCACUUCAAGCUAAAGAUGGGCACUGGCCAGCUGAGAUUGCUGGCCCAAUGUUUUUUACUCCUCCCUUGCUGAUUGUGUUGUACAUUAGUGGAGCAAUUGAUACAAGUUUAACGUCCGAGCACAAAAAAGAAUUAGUUCGAUAUAUCUACAAUCAUCAAAAUGAAGAUGGUGGGUGGGGAUUAUACGUAGAUGGACACAGUACCAUGAUGGGAUCAGCACUUAGCUAUGUGUCCUUGCGUUUGCUUGGAGAAGAGGCUGAUGAUGGUGAUGGUGCCAUUGCUAGAGGUCGAAAGUGGAUUCUUGAUCAUGGAGGUGCCACUGGAAUUGCCUCAUGGGGAAAGCUUUAUCUUUCUGUGCUUGGAGUGUACGAGUGGGAUGGGUGUAAUCCACUCCCACCAGAAUUCUGGCUUUUCCCUUCCAAAUUUAUUUUCCAUCCAGCAAAAAUGUGGUGUUAUUGUCGGACAACGUACAUACCGAUGUCAUACUUGUAUGCAAGAAGAUAUCAUGGACCGUUAACUGAUCUUGUUAUUUGCAUAAGAAGUGAAAUUCAUGUAAAACCUUAUGAUCAAAUUGAUUGGAAUAGUGCUCGCAUGGAUUGUUAUAAGGGGGACAUCUACUACCCUCAUAGUUUCAUACAAGAUCUGUUGUGGAAUACUCUUCAAUACUGCACUGAGCCAUUCAUGAGUCUUUGGCCUUUCAAAAAAAUUAGAGGAAUGGCUAUGAAAAAAGCAAUCGAGUUAAUGCGCUAUGAGGCAGAAGAAACCAGAUAUAUUACCAUUGGUUGCAUAGAAAAGAGUUUGCAAAUGAUGUGUUGGUGGGCAGAAGAUCCAAAUUGCGAUGAGUUCAAAUACCAUCUUGCUAGACUUCUUGAGUAUUUAUGGGUUGCUGAAGAUGGAAUGACGAUGCAUAGUUUUGGGAGUCAAAAUUGGGAUUCCACUUUUGCCACCCAAGCUAUAAUUGCCAGUGGCAUGGUAGAAGAAUAUGGAGACUGCUUGAAAAAGGCUCAAUUCUAUAUCAAAGAGUCACAGGUAAAAGAAAAUCCAAAAGGAGACUUCAAAAGCAUGUAUCGUCGUUUAGCAAAAGGAUCAUGGACAUUCUCUGAUCAAGACCAGAGUUGGGGUCUUUCCGAUGGCACAGCAGAAGCUCUUAAGUGUCUGCUAUUCCUUGGGCAAAUGCCUCCAGAAAUGGUAGGAGAAAAGGCCGAUGCUCAGUGCUUGUAUGAAGCUGUAGACUUUUUACUUUAUCUUCAGAGUCCCGACAAUGGUGGAUUUUCUAUCUGGGAGCCAGCAGUUCCGCAACCAUAUAUGCAAUUGUUGAAUCCCUGUGAAUUCUUUGCAGAUAUUGUAGUAGAGAGAGAGCAUAUAGAACCUACAGGAACUAUAAUCAGUGCAUUUUCAGCCUUCAGAUGUCAAUAUCCAAAUUAUAGACCAAUAGAAAUAGAUCUGUCUAUUGCAAAGGCAGUACAAUGGCUUGAAAAUCAACAAGAAGCAGAUGGGUCAUGGUAUGGGUACUGGGGAAUUUGCUUCCUCUAUGGCACUUGCUUUGCCCUAUCGGGUCUGGCAGCUGCAGGAAAGAAUUACGAGAAUAGUGAAUCCAUUCGCAAAGCUGCUCACUUCUACCUAUCUAAUCAGAACAUAGAAGGUGGCUGGGGGGAAUGCCUUGAAUCUUGCCCAAGCAUGAAAUACAUACCGUUGGAAGGGAAUCGUACAAAUUUUGUACAAACAGCAUGGGCAAUGCUAGGACUCAUGUACAGUGGACAGGCUGAGAGGGAUCCAACUCCUUUACACAGAGCAGCUAAGUUAUUAAUCAAUGCACAAAUGGAAGAUGGAGAUUUCCCUCAACAAGACAUUACUGGAGUCUGUAUGAGGAAUUGCAUGUUGCACUAUACUCUAUAUAGGAGUUACUUCCCAUUGUGGGCAUUGGCUGAAUAUCGUAAACAUCUGUGGACAUCCAAAAAUCACUAAAUUCAAAUCUUAUUAAAAAUAUCAUAUGUGGAAUUGCAUGUAUCCAUUCCACCUCCUUGUUAUCAUGUAAUACAAUCUUGUGGUUUGCACUAUGUUACUUUUAGAAAUAACAAUCAUUGUAUGAGUUUGAUUC
Ipomoea nil (Japanese morning glory) is the source of this 2507-nucleotide messenger RNA. RefSeq names its product dammarenediol II synthase-like. Gene Ontology annotation, cellular component: lipid droplet. Bases 86 to 2374 code for a protein of 762 amino acids. The record is from RefSeq and is a predicted model, not a curated record. Lineage: Eukaryota; Viridiplantae; Streptophyta; Magnoliopsida; Solanales; Convolvulaceae. Gene Ontology annotation, molecular function: beta-amyrin synthase activity. Gene Ontology annotation, biological process: triterpenoid biosynthetic process. The transcript has 15 exons.